Symbiodinium sp. CCMP2592 is the source of this 1437-nucleotide messenger RNA. NCBI's taxonomy places the organism in Eukaryota, Dinophyceae, Suessiales, Symbiodiniaceae. The record is from the annotation of a GenBank genome assembly.
AUGAUCGUCGCCAUGGCUGAUGAGAUUGUGGAAGCACAUGCACCUCAAAGUGUUGACCUUCCACAGGAGCUUCGCGAGCAGGGUGUGGCGAGGAUGCGCCGCGCGCACCUGGCCUCCCAAUGUCUCGAGUGCCAGAAACAGAUCCUGCCUGGGGAUGAGAUUUACCCCGUUGAAGGUCGCCCGGGCUUGAAGCGUAGCUCCCUUUGCUGGCUUCACCUCCCGUGCGCACAGCGCUUGGGCCCUCCUCCUGUGCCGCUGUGUAAGCACUUCGUACGCUCCGGAUGCUGCCUCUACGGUGAAGACUGCUUCUUCGCUCAUCCCCCGGAGGCUGGCCAGGAGGCGCUCCAAAGGAAACGAUCUCGAGCACAGCGUCCAAACACCAAGAUCGCAAAUCGAGGGGAAGGACGGCGGAAUGGGGUGAAGAACUACAGCAAAGCAUCGGUAUUGCGAAGGUGGCUUCUGGACACUUUCGGCGUGCAGUGCUUGCGUGCCGGCAGCGGCGUUUUGGACGUUGCUGGCGGGAAGGGCGAGCUGGCCUGGGAGUUGGUAAAUCUGAAUCUAAUCCCUGCGGUCGUACUGGAGCCAAGACUUCUGGAGCUCCAGUCUGUCGAACGCAAAUGGCGCAAUGGCAUAUUCUGGCGCAACCCAAUUUUUCACAGCCAUCUCCACUGUGCCCACGACUCUUCAAUCUCACCUUGUCGACCGGGACACCUGCGCUUGAUCAUCACGCCUGCACUGGUCACUUGGCUUAGUUGCCUUCAGAGUCAGCCAGGCGAAGAUAACGACGGCCUCGUGGGCAACCUGGGGAACUUGAGCGCCUUUGAGCACGCCCGUGAGAGAGCCCAAGAUCUCCGCUGGACACGAAAAGGGCUCCAAACACAUGAGGAAGACGACGCUCUGGGGGAGCACAUAGAGAUGGAGGAUGACGCCAUCAUGGAAGCUGCCUUGGCAGAUGGGUCGACAGAUCCAGAGAAGUGGGUAGCAUAUGAGGAGGAUCUCGAAUGUGGACGGCUCGCAGCAGAAGCUAAGGAGAGUAUUCUCAACUGCAGCGCCGUCGUGGCUUUGCAUCCGGACCAAGCAGCGGAACCGGCCCUUCGCUUGGCACUGGCCUUGCGAAAGCCCUGUGCCAUCGUGCCCUGCUGCGUCUACUCGGCAGAAUUUCCGAAGCGCAAGCUGCGUAGCGGCCGGCCGGUCAGGACUUACGAGGAACUUCUGGAAUACCUUCAACAGCUGGAUGAGCGCAUUCAGCGAGUGGAUUUGGACUUCGAGGGAAAACGUGCCAUGGCUGAUGGGCUCUGUCAGUUGCCGCGAAAGAACGAACGAACAAACACGGGGACACACACACACAUACAUGCACAUACAUACAUACAUGCGCAUACAUACAUAUACAUACACACACAAACACAAUUUUUCGCAUUUCGCAUUUCGUGGCAAUGA